CAAUGGUAUCUAGAAUAAUUACCAAUGCUUUCAGUGAAAUGGAUACCGGGAGUUUACAUGUUUUGGUUCCCCAGAGGGUUUUUGUGAUAGGACCACGUGGUGCUGGGAAAAGUGCAACAAUCAACACCAUAAUAGGAGAGAAUGUGGCCAGAUCUACGACUGGUCUUAGUUCCGAAUCGACAACAAAAGACAUUACUCAAUAUCCUGUGAAAGAACUCAACAUUACAUUAUUGGAUACCCCAGCAUUGAGAGGACCUGUAAUUAGGAAACUGAAUCGAGCAUUAGUAGGAAGUGAUAUCAUAGGGUUUGUUAUUCCUGCACAAAGAAUACAGGAGGAAGAAAUAUCGUGCAUCAGGAUUUUUCUUACGAAAUUUAAACAUUUUCUUGGAAAAACUUUUAUCAUAAUUACGAAAGGAAAAAACUAUCGUGAAGAGGAUUUUUUCAAAUGGACAGCUAUAGAAGAGCUAUUCAAUCUAUAUACAGCUGUUGAACAGAGAAUUGUGGUAUUUGAAAACGAUUUUGAAACGCAAGAGCAGACAAAAGAUCAAAUCGAAAGGUUUAUGUCUGUUGUAAAUGAAUGUAAAGCCAAAGAAUAUACCCCUCCACCAUCAAUCAUUGACAUGUUAGUUAGCUUUAAAUCUGCAAUUGAACCUCAUAUUGUAGCUUUUAUAAAUGAAAUUUGCAAAGUCAUACUUUGCACUGCUUUUGAACGUAUUAAUUCUGUUUCUUUAGAGCCGGUGUUAAUUAAUGUUCUACAGAAGAUCUUACCUUCUAGCAAACCUUUCGAGUAUGCUAUUUUACUUCCUACAUCAUGGAUUUAUUAUAGUCCUAUCAGUGAUGAUGUCUUUAGAUUUUAG
Messenger RNA from Saccostrea cuccullata (small rock oyster), 857 nucleotides. RefSeq lists its product as uncharacterized. Bases 3 to 857 code for a protein of 284 amino acids. Gene Ontology annotation, molecular function: GTP binding. The transcript is spliced from 2 exons. The record is from RefSeq and is a predicted model, not a curated record. Lineage: Eukaryota; Metazoa; Mollusca; Bivalvia; Ostreida; Ostreidae.